Molecule: messenger RNA, 3095 nt
Organism: Lepisosteus oculatus (spotted gar)
Lineage: Eukaryota; Metazoa; Chordata; Actinopteri; Semionotiformes; Lepisosteidae
Source: RefSeq, a predicted model, not a curated record
AUGUCUGCAGUUUCGCUUAUUUCUAAUCUAAAUUUAUAUAAAUUCAGAAGGAUAGCUUUCCUGUGUUCAUGCCUCAGUGGCGGGGCCAAAAAUGAUUCAGUGCUUCAGAGCUGUACAUCGGAAGACCAGACGCAGGCAGCCCUUGGAUCUUUGGAAAUAAAACGUGAUGAAGACAAGCAGACUCCCUCAAAAAGUCUUAAGGAGGGGUAUUGCCCCAGCUGCCAGAUGCCUUUCUCAAUACUGCUGGUGCAGUCUCCGCAAUGGCACGUUGCAGAAUGUUUAGACAAGCCUGAAAACGAAGAACUCAAAGAAUGCCCAGAUGGCCUUCAGUGCACUUCCACUAUUCCAGGCCAUUACAAGCGGUACACCCACUUCCUGCUGGCCCAAAGCAGAGCAACGAGUGAUUAUGACAACUUCAUUUUGGAUAGUUCGCAAGAGAGCUCAGGCUUUUCAAACCAAAAUGUCAACCCCAGCCCCCCGGGAGGUAACCAGCUGGUCUCAAGUGGAAAGUCAAAUGCGCUCCUGCUCUUGAAAGCUCCUGCUCCUGAAGAUGUCAGGAAAAGGAAGGGGUGGUCUCCGAGGGCAACAAAAGAAAAAAAGUCCCCAAAGAGUGUUGAUGUUAAGGGCUGUUGGGAAUCGGCCAUUUUGCAAGAAGGUAAAACGUGCAAACCUAUAAAAACAAGUGAAAAUGAAGCACAGGGGGAAAAUGUGAAAAGGCAUCUGACUUUAGGCUCUAAUUCCAGUAAAGAAGACAUCUCGUAUUCACCUCUCUGUAGCGACAUUGAAGAUGACACAGUUAACCCAAGAUACAAAUCUCUUCCUGCCAGUUCACCUGGACAUAAAAAGAGUGACUGUACUGGUCUUUAUAACUCAGAAACGGGACCAGAACCUAAAACUACCACUUCCCAAUGUCCAAAUCUGUGGGAGCAAGACUUAAGCAGUGAUGAGCUUUUCACUGAUUAUUUUGACCUGCCUGCUAUAGAAGAGUCUCAGAAAGCAUUGAAGCCCUUUUCAGUGACUAACUCCCCUCUGGCUGUCUCGUUAACACAGCCUGAUCUCCAGGCAGGUGCAAGUAACACAUCCACAGGUGUUAAUUUAUCUCAAAUGAGGUCACCUGCUGUCAAAAGCCUGAGCCAACCAAGUUCAGGCCCUGGCAGGAGUGAUAGCUGUUGUGUUACUGAGAGAAGAAGUGCAACAAUUGAGGCUUCACAUGCCAAGAAUGAGCCUUCACUGCAGUCACCUCAGAGUUUAGUGUUGCAGCGUUUAAGGGACCAGUUAGGCAACCUCGAAAAUCAAAAGAUUAUUUCUUGUAGUUCAGACACAGGCUUCUUUGAAGUACAACAAGAAAGGCGUUCAUCUGAUCCUCCUGAACAACGCACCCCCCUCCACCUUCCCAGCAUGGCCUCCAAGAAAAUCAAAGCUAAGUCAGGCACUGCAGGACUCAGGCAGACAGACAUAGGGGUCUUCUUUGGACUGAAGGCCUUGAAGGAGCAAGAAGUGAAAGGGAAUGAUACGCCAAGGAAGGAGGACAUCCGGACGGGCGUGGUGAGCCCAAGUGUCCGUGCUGGCAGCAGAAGGCAAAAGAAGAGAAAAGCUACAAGUUCCCUCAGUGAUCCUAAUAUGUUGGUUGUGGCAGAUGGCCGCAAUGCUAAAAAAGAAUCGCAGACGCCUGUAGAAAAUGUAGGAUGGCCAAGAAGAAAAAGGUGGAACAGAAGACAAGGAGAGGAUGAGUCUGAGAAUACCAAACAAUGCCCAUUCUACAAAAAGAUUCCAGGGACAGGGUUUGCUGUGGAUGCCUUUCAGUAUGGACCUAUUGAGGGCAUCACUGGAUACUUCCUCACUCAUUUCCACUCGGACCAUUAUUCGGGACUAAAGAAGAGUUUUAGAUUGCCCAUCUUUUGCAAUAAAAUUACAGGCAAUUUGGUGAAGAGCAAGCUUCGAGUGGAAGAGCAGUAUGUUAACAUCCUCCCUAUGAAUGCUGAAUGCACUGUGGAGGGUGUCAGUGUUACAUUACUUGAUGCCAACCACUGCCCAGGAGCUGCAAUGCUGCUUUUCCAGCUCCCUAAUGGCAGGACAGUGUUGCAUACUGGGGAUUUCCGAGCCGACCCAUCUAUGGAACGAUACCCUGAACUGCUCGGGUCAAAGGUCCAAACACUCUACCUCGACACCACAUACUGCAGUCCUGAAUAUACAUUUCCCACACAGCAAGAAGUUAUCAGUUUUGCAGCCAACACUGCCUUUGAACACAUGACUUUGAACCCCCAGACAUUAAUUGUCUGUGGUACCUACUCCAUUGGAAAAGAAAAGGUUUUUUUGGCUAUUGCGGAAGUGCUGGGUUGUAAGGUUUGCGUGUCACGGGACAAGUACAAUACCAUGUGCUGCCUGGAGUCAGACAGUAUCAGAGAACGCCUUACAAUGGACUGGAACGCCACACAAAUGCACGUCCUGCCAAUGAUGCAAAUCAACUUUAAAGGUCUGCAGACGCACUUGAACAAGUUCUCUGGAAAGUACAAUCAAAUCCUGGCAUUCAAGCCAACUGGGUGGACCUUCUCAAGUCAGAAUACAUGUGUAGAAAGCAUUCAGCCUGUAGUUAGAGGAAACAUAAGCAUUUACGGCAUUCCCUACAGUGAACACAGCAGCUACCUGGAAAUGAAGCGCUUUGUGCAGUGGUUAAAGCCAGAGAAAAUCCUCCCAACGGUGAAUGUAGGGAGCUGGCGAAGUAGGAAGGAAAUGGAGAUGCUGUUUGACAAGUGGAUGACUGAAGUUAGACUGGAAGGAAUGAUGUGCCAGCCUAAUGCAGUAACUGAACCAAAUUGCAAUUUGCAUUGAUUCUUGUUCUGCUUUGUGCAGAUCGAAUGGGUUUGAGCUGGAUGUGCUUGACACAUGCAUAGAACAAGUGUCUAAAUGUAUCCAAAAUUGCCAAUUUUGCAGCAAACGGACAGCUUUCUAGUGGCCUCUCGUUGGGGAAACCUCCGUUUUUCACUUGCUUUCAAAUGCAAGUGUUCUAAUAAGGUGUCAUUUUUGCUCAAAUGUGGAUUUUUAAGUGUAUUAAAUAUGAACACCAAUAACCCUUCCAUUAUAAGGUUUUAAACGUG